Thermothelomyces thermophilus ATCC 42464 is the source of this 2888-nucleotide messenger RNA. Its product is annotated as ARP5-like protein. The transcript has 4 exons. The record is from RefSeq and is a predicted model, not a curated record. Lineage: Eukaryota; Fungi; Ascomycota; Sordariomycetes; Sordariales; Chaetomiaceae. Gene Ontology annotation, biological process: regulation of DNA-templated transcription. Gene Ontology annotation, cellular component: cytoplasm; Ino80 complex. Bases 526 to 2571 code for a protein of 681 amino acids.
GUAAGCUUCCAAGUCCCAGUGCACACCAACGGCAAGCUCGAGAGCGGCGACUCUCGCGCAGUGCCUGACGUUUCACUUCUACCCACGCGACCGCGAGCAAUCCCCGAGCUAGACACCCAUAAUCGACAUUGCGCAACAUGCGACCAUCGACGAUCGCCAUCUGAACCUCUCUCAUUGAGACCUUUGCCCCAAUCUCAUUCCGAACCGAGCUGCUCCAAGCAGACGAUUGCGAUUGCGAUUGCGAUUGCGAUUGCGAUUCCAGAGAUCGAUUGAGCCAUGGCGCCCUCCGCAACGGGGGAUUCGGUCAGCAGCCGAAGGGAGGCUUGGAAGAACCUGCCCCCGCCGACAUUGUAUCCGGUCAAAGAAGCCAGGUUUGAGAAAUACCUUCCGCCACAAAUAGACGGCAGGGAACGCGCUCUGGCGCAGCCAGAAGGACAGGCUGCGAUUGUCAUUGACAAUGGCUCCUCAACUGUUCGCGCAGGCUGGUCGUUCGAGACCAAGCCUCGACUCGCAAUACCCCCCAUCAUGUCCAAAUACCGAGACCGCAAGGCGGGCAAGACCUUUUCCUUCGCCGGCCACGACUGCUACGCCGACACUGCCGCGCGAGGACACAUCAGAAACGCCUUCGAGGCCGGCACGGGCAUCGUGAGCAACUGGGACGUCAUGGAGCACGUCCUCGACCACGUCUUCAUCAAGCUCGGCAUGAAUGGUGUCGAGGGGGGCAUCGACAUGCCCAUCGUCAUGACGGAAGCCGUCGCCAAUCUUCCAUACUCGCGAAAGACAAUGAGCGAGAUGCUAUUUGAGUGCUACAACGCACCCAGCGUCGUCUACGGAAUCGACUCGUUAUUCUCAUAUCGCCACAACCAAGGCAGGACCGGCCUCGUGAUCUCCUCAUCAUACAGCGCGACACAUGUGAUCCCUGUCUACAACCAAAAGCCCAUGCUCAACCAGGCGAUACGGCUCAACUGGGGCGGCUGGCACGCCGCCGAAUAUCUACAGAAGCUCGUCAGGCUCAAGUACUACACCGGGUUCCCCGGAAAGAUCAACUCUUCACAGGCCGAACACAUGGUUCGCGACUUCUGCUACGUAUCACUAGACUACGACCAAGAACUGGCGCACUACUUGGACUGGACCGGGCUCGAGGACAGGGAGCGCAUCAUUCAAUACCCUUAUACGGAGGAGGUGGUUGUGCAAAAGACGGAAGAGGAGCUGGCCCGGAUCGCCGAGAGGAAGAAGGAGAGCGGCCGGAGGCUCCAGGAGCAGGCCGCCAAGAUGCGCCUCGAGAGGUUGAUGAAGAAGGAGCAGGAGCUCGAAUACUACAAGGACGUCCAGCGUCGGAUCGCCGAGCAGACCAAGAAGGAGGCCAGGCGGCUGCUGGACGAGGCCGAGGUCAAGGACGAGGCCGCGCUGGAGCGGGUGAUCCGAGAUCUCGAGAAAUCCAUCAGGAAAGCGCGGACAAAGGACCUCGGCGAGCCGGAGGAGGAAGAAGCGCCCGACUUCAGCCUCCUCGACGUGCCCGACGACCAGCUCGACGAGGCCGGGCUGAAGCAGAAGCGCCAGCAGCGCCUCCUCAAGUCGAACCACGAAGCCCGGGCCCGCGCCAAGGCCGAGAAGGAGGCCGAGAAGGCCCGGAUCGCCGAGGCGGCGAGGCUCGACGAGGAGCGCCGCGUCAGCGACCUCGAGGGCUGGCUCGAGGAGAAGCGCCAGGCGCGCCUCGCCAAGCUCGCCCAGAUCAAGGAGCGCGAGCGGCUCAAGGCCGACCUCGGCAACCGCAAGUCGCUCGCCAGCCAGAUCCGCAUGAAGAACAUUGCCAACCUGGCCUCGGACGCGCCGGCCGGCGCCUCGGGCGGGCGCAAGCGCCGCCGCGGGGGCGACGACGACGACUUCGGCGCCGACGACGCCGACUGGGGCGUGUACCGCAGCGUCGCCAUCGGCGCCAACCGGGGCGACAGCGACGACGAGGACGGCGAGGGCGGCGACGAGGACCUCGAGGCCGCCGUGCGCGCCAUCGAGGCCGACCUGCUCAAGUACGACAAGACGUUCGACUACGACCAGACGCUCGACGCGCAAAAGGACUGGUCCAAGUCGCUCCUGCACGCCUUCCGCUACGGGCCCCGCCCCUUCGACCCCUCCUCCCCGGCCGAGACGCACCGGCUGCACCUCAACGUCGAGCGCAUCCGCGUCCCCGAGGUCCUCUUCCAGCCGGCCGCCAUCGCCGGCGUCGACCAGGCCGGCAUCGUCGAGAUCGCCGGCGACAUCCUCACCCAGCGCCUCCCCGCCAUCGCCGGCCUCGACCGCGACCACUUCCUCCGCGACGUCUUCCUCACCGGCGGCAACACCCUCUUCGAGAACUUUGACGAGCGCCUCCGCCGCGGCCUCACCGCCCUCCUGCCCGCCGGCGCACCCCUCGUCAUCCGCAGGGCCGCCGACGCCACCCUCGACGCCUGGAAGGGCGCCGCCGGCUGGGCCUGCACCGACGACGCCAAGAGGGCGAGGGUCACCAAGGAGGAGUGGCUCGAGAAGGGGCCCGAGUAUUUCAAGGAACAUGAUCUAGGGAACGCCUUUGCUUGAAGAAGAAACAACAAGCUACCUAGGCAGGAAGAAUUGACGAUGGUUGUCCGACGUUAGGCGUUGGGGGGGGAUCCACGUCCCAUGGGUUCUGCGGUGUGGUUCAUAGUUCCGGUCGUAACUAGGUAUGCACCUACCUACCAGACACUUCUAGUAUAAACAGAUGCACUUGGGAAUACGGGGGAGUUUUUAAAAGGAAUGGCUGGAUUGGGAACGGUGAAAAUGUUCGUCUGGCUUCGAGUGCUGCCACGUCUUCAAUACAAGCCAACAAAUACACCUUGCUGAUGAAUCUAAAAAAUAUUCCAACACCGUCGCGGUCU